UCAAACAGUUCAUUUGUAUAUAAUUGAUCUAAAAUGAAUAAGAAUUUGUAUGACAAAAUAAUAAUUGUUAAUAAAAUAAAGACUAGAUUUUUUAUUUAAAAAUAAGAAAGAAAACAUUUGUUUUUUUUUAUUUUUGUUAAUUAUGAUAUAUCUAGGGAUCAUUGCGUGCAAACUAUUAAUAUCUAUUCUUUUAUUCUAAGUCAGAUAGAAUAUUAUCUAUUCUUCUUAUUGAUUGAUUCUAGAAUAUUUUCCUAGCAAUAGAAUAUACUAGGAAAUUGUAUUAUUCUAUAUUGAUAGUAUGUUAAAAAGAGAGAUUUUAUCAGUAGUAGUCGCAUGAAACUUUUUCUUUUAGCAUUUAAAUUAAUAAAAUCAUAGUUUUAAAGUAACAUAUAAACUAAAUAUAAUAUAUUUUUUGUUUGUUUUAAUAUCAUAGAAUCGACAAUUUUCUCCAUCAUCUGGUUCAAAUUCUCGUCCAUCAAAAAUAUUACCUGGACAAGCAUCACCAUCAUCACAUCAUCAAAAUCCAGGUUCCGUAACUCCAUCACGAUCUCCUGUUCGUCCAAUGAAUCCAUCAUUAUCAAAACAACAUCCUCAAUCAUCAACUAGUUCAUUAACACCAGCAAAUAGUCAUGAAAAUGUUAUUUUAUAA
Messenger RNA from Rotaria sp. Silwood1, 649 nucleotides. Lineage: Eukaryota; Metazoa; Rotifera; Eurotatoria; Philodinida; Philodinidae. The record is from the annotation of a GenBank genome assembly.